Messenger RNA from Sabethes cyaneus, 604 nucleotides. RefSeq lists its product as uncharacterized. Lineage: Eukaryota; Metazoa; Arthropoda; Insecta; Diptera; Culicidae. Bases 27 to 590 code for a protein of 187 amino acids. The record is from RefSeq and is a predicted model, not a curated record. The transcript has 3 exons.
UAACGCUGGUAAAUGUGGAGAUCGAGAUGCGGCAACUGUCAAAGCGAAUUCAGGAGAAAUCGGAAACUGCAGAAGAUGAAGAACUGUGUAAGGUGCGAAUGCUUCGUAAAGAACUACGAAUACUGGAUGAUGAAUUUCGCACAUUAUCAAAAGCGACAUCUUAUGAAGCAACCCCUCUCGUAAUAGGUUUUGAAUUUCCUAUCGCUUGCGAAGAAGAUAUUGAACGGUUGGAAACGACAGUGAAGUCUGACUCAUCUAUUCGGAAGCAGUAUAUUCAAUACCUCCAAAUAAUGAAACCGUUACGUUUAACCAUUGUGCACGCGUUCAAUAAAUUCUUCACGGAUAAAGCGAUGACGAACUACAACUGGCACGGUUUGGAGAAGGCUGAAUUCCCACGAGCACCUAAAAAAGCUAUGCAAAAAUAUGAUAUAUUCUACGCUUGUAUGAUGGAAGCUUGGAAAAGUCAUGGAAUUGACAAGGCUCAGCUGGUGGAACAACUGAAGAAAACUGUGUACCACAUAUGUCGACGACGGUACACCAAAAACCAGUCUUUAAAGAAAAAAUGUCGUUUUAUAGAACUUCGGGAGUGAUUUGCGUUUACAAA